UCAUUUGGAGGAGCGGGACUUGGAGGAGAUGGUGUAGGAUUUGGAGGAGCUUUCUCUGGGAGUCAGAUGACACAGGGUUUUACUGCAGGCAAGAGGUCAGAAAAGACUGAAGUAACUCCAGUCAAGUUUUUCAGAGAUUGGGAAGUACCAGAGAAACCAACUACUGGAUUUGUUAAUCAGAGUGGAAUAUUCCAGGGGUCUGACCCUUGCAUCACCAUGUUUCCUACGUUGUCCACUGACCAGGUGAUGACUGAACCUCUAGCUGAGCCGACAAGCAAUAAAUUCACUCAGGGAGGCUACGGAGGAAAGAUGCCAUUCAGCUUCCAAUCUGGAUCUAGCAGUUUGAAGUAUGGUGGCACCAUGGGGAUUGUUUCAGGGGAUGUGACAAGAAGAGCAACACCACUAGAACUUGGGGGUCAUGUGACAGGUGCUGCAGCAGCUCACUAUAGGAACCCCUUACCUCAGGGCAACAUCCAGAUGGUCCUCCAGCUGCAGCAUCAGGAUGGGUCAUGGAGAUUCUGUAGUGAGCUUGACACAACUCUCUGCAUCAGGAGCCUUGACUACAGAGAGAUGUUGAUGAUGGCGGGGCUUCGGUCUCUAGGAACAACUGUCGCAGAAGAAAUCCAACGUCUAGUUUCCACCUUGCUGGCUAUUCUUGUCAUCUUGGAGGCUCUCUGCCCAGAGUUAUUUCCCCUGACAGAUGACAGUUUGCACAAAGACGGUGAAAAGGAUUUGGGCAAAAUUCUGUCUAGUAAAAUUGAGUUAGCAGUCAUAUCUUGGAAAAUAGACGUGGCUGAGAUGUUUUUAGCAUUACAUCAAGGAAUCAAGUUUUGCACUGCGCUGGAUGAAAAACACCCACUUGUGUGUAGAUCCUUGGAGCUGGCUGAUGAUUGGCUGUCUGCAGUGGCGAAGAUGUUGGGUGAUUUGGGAGAAAGUCAGAAGACAAAGGCGGUGGGAAAAGUCUUUCAUCUUCUGUUUCCAGAACUUGAAAAAAACUUUGGAGAGGAAAAACAAACUUAGAACAAAACCUAGGUUGUGUUAGACUGGUGUAUUGGGAUAUGAAAGAUGGUUUUAUUAUUUUUAUUGUACUUUGUAUGCUGCAUAAUGGAUGGUGUAAUCAUUUAGGUAAACAAAACUCUAUCUAGUGUGUGUUGAUGAUGAAAUACUGGUUGGUCACAGGCACAGAUAGUUUGUACAGAAUCAACAUUGUCUUCUUGAAAGCCUUUGUCUGCAUAUGGAAAAUGUGUAACAGAAGCAUUCUGAUUGUAUUGAUAUGUGAUAUCAUCGGUGCCUAGAGUCAGUUGGCUUGAGGAGAAGACUAAAGUAAAUCAUGACAUUAAUGCGAGCAUUUUAUUAAUGCGAAAAAUGUGUCUGUACUCUUCUUGCAUUAUUAUAAUGACGCAUUUCAGUCUGACCAUGUCUACUUUCGAGGACUUAAUGAAAGACAGAAAACAUAAAUCUCUUGUCGUCUUUAUUGUCUUCAGGUUAGCAUUCAUCAUAACAAUACAGAAUAUAACAAAGACUUAGACAUCUCUGAAAAAAUUUAUUGACAAAUGAGCUCUAAUUUCCAUGACACUAACUGAUAUCCAUUGAACUUAUUCAUCAGUAAAUUAUGUAACAAUAGCGGAAGUGUUGACACUACACAUUACACCAGUACAGGUCACUUCCUCAUUACAGGUAUCUCAAGCCACAUGUAAUUUUCACUGGUUACAAUCACUGGUCAUUAUUUAAAGUCACUCGCACAUCAGUCAGACCGGACAUUCUCCAACAAGGCAGGAUCAUUUCAAUAGAAGAAGUCUUUCAAAUCGGAUUAUAUGUAUAAAUGUUGUAGCAAGCAAUCAUGUGAUCAAAGAUGGCAGCAUAAUCAAAACAUCGUCAGCUCAUUUCCAUUUGUGGUUUAACAAGCUCAAUUCAGGUUAUUUGGUAAAUAACAAGUGUGAAAAGAAAAUGAACAACCUCAAAGAUCCAGGAUGUCACAUUUUAUCAUCAACACAGAUUCCUGAAAGCUCAAAUUAAUUUUGUGAUGCAUUUUAGACUAGACCCUCGCACUCGCAUUAAUUUCAUGAUUUACAAUAUACUGAUGGCUAAUAAUAAAGGAAGUGUUAUGGAGAGUGUGUUGGCUGCGUGUUCUGCUAUUGCUUUUUGACCAGUAUUUGAGUUACAGCCUCAGUCUAACCCUGUUAAUCCAGUCUAACCCUGUUAAUCCAGUCUAACCCUGUUAAUCCAUGCUUUAUGGUGCCUGUUCUUAUUUUGUUUUAUCAUCUUAACAUUCCAGCGUAUUGACUGUGAUACACGUAGCUAGUGAGGAAAUUACAUUUAUUUUGUUUGAAUGACAUGAGGUUGCAUUAUGUUUCUCACUUAAUACAAUUAAGCAGACCUUCAUGAUCUAUCUCUGACCCUUACUUGACCUUUGUGCAGUGUUAAACAGGAGUGAAUAAAUAUAUUUACUACA
Molecule: messenger RNA, 2452 nt
Organism: Haliotis rubra (blacklip abalone)
Lineage: Eukaryota; Metazoa; Mollusca; Gastropoda; Lepetellida; Haliotidae
Exons: 3
Coding region: 67-1020 (317 amino acids)
Source: RefSeq, a predicted model, not a curated record